Molecule: messenger RNA, 4929 nt
Organism: Plasmodium adleri (nom. inval.)
Lineage: Eukaryota; Apicomplexa; Aconoidasida; Haemosporida; Plasmodiidae
Product: zinc finger protein, putative
Exons: 5
Coding region: 1-4929 (1642 amino acids)
Molecular function (GO): metal ion binding
Source: RefSeq, a predicted model, not a curated record
AUGUUAUAUAAAACUCAGCUCUGUUCAUUUUAUGCUAAGGGGAUAUGUGCUCGAGGAAAUAAAUGUAGUUGGGCUCAUGGGCAAUCAGAUGUAAGGCCUAUGCCAAAAUUUUAUAAGACUAGAAUGUGCUACACAUUUCUAUCAGGCAGUUAUUGUGAAGCGUCAAAAUGCACAUUCGCCCAUACUGAAGAAGAAUUAAGAGGCUCUGGAAAAGCUUUGAGACUGUGUACUAAAUUUUUCUUGGAUGGUUAUUGUAGUAAAUCUGAUAAGUGUCCUAUGGCUCAUCAUAUUAGUCAAUUGGACCCUUCUGUAAAAUUUACGGCAAGCGAAUUAAUGAACAGAAUGUAUAAUAAUGAAGAAACGUCAUGUUAUAAAGAUAAUGAGGAUACACAAGAAAAUGAUGAUGAUAAUAAUAUAUAUUUUAAAAAUGAUACAUACAAGAAUGAAGAAAAUAAUGUUGAUAUGGAUUAUAAUAUGGUGAACAAUUUUAAUGAUAAUAAUUUAAGAGAUUCUAAAAAUAAUUACAAAAAUGUUAAUAUGGAUAGCAAUCAAGAAAUUGAAUAUGUGACAGAAAUUAAGGUUCCUCAAAAUAUUGGCAAACUCAUUAUGAAUGAAAACGAUAAAUAUGAUGAAUACAUUUUAAAUCAAGACAUCUGCAAAAUAAAUAAUAUAAAAUCUUGUGAAUAUUAUAAUAAAAUAAAUGAAAAUAUCCAUUCCAAUGAUUAUAUUUUAAAUGGUGAUAUUGUAGAUGAAAGAGAAAAGAAAUCUAACCAAGAAUAUGUAUACAAUAAAAAUGGAGAACCUAUUGAUACAUAUGACAAUUAUGAAACUUGUAAAAAUUAUAAGAUUAUGAAUAAAAAUAGAUUUAUAAAUAAUGAAUAUUAUAAAAAUACUAUUGGUACCAUAGAACAGAAUAUACAAAAUGUAGAAGGUACAAAUUAUGUAGGUAGUAAUUGCCUAUCUACUAAUUGUGUAGGUCACUGUUUGGGUAAUCAUUGUUUUGGAAAUCAUUGUGUAGGUAAUAAUUGUUUGGCUAGUAAUUGUUUGGCUAGUAACUAUUUGGCUAGUAACUGUUUGGCUAGUAACUAUUUGGCUAGUACAUGUUUGGCAAAUAAUUGUUUCAAUAACAAUUGUGUAACAAAUAGUUGUAUGAGUAGCAAUUGUAUGAGUAAUAAUUGUGUGACGAAUAAUUGUAUGAAUAAUAAUUAUUUGAAUAAUAAUUAUAUGAAUAAUAAUUGUAUGGGUAAUAAUUAUUUGAAUAAUAAUUGUAUGAGUAAUAAUUAUUUGAAUAAUAAUUAUUUGAAUAAUACUUGUAUGGGUAGUCAUUAUAUAAGAAACCACUGUGUAGGAAAUAAUUGUAUAGGGAAUAAUAUAUAUUCUGGUGGUUAUAAUUCAUUACGUAAUUAUAUAUCUAAUAAUAAUAAUAUGAAUAAUAUGAACAGUAUGAAUAAUAUGAAUAAUAUGAAUAAUAUGAACAGUAUGAAUAAUAUGAAUAAUAUGAACAGUAUGAAUAAUAUGAACAGUAUGAAUAAUAUGAAUAAUAUGAAUAAUAUGAACAAUAUGAAUAAUAUGAACAAUAUGAAUAAUAUGAAUAAUAUGAACCAUAUGAAUCAUAUGAACAGUGUGAAUAAUGUGUAUAAUUAUAGCAAUGUUAAUAAUUUAAAUAAUAUUGACAAUAUGAAUAAUUCAAGAAAAAUGAUACAACAUAAUAUAUCAUCUAAUAUGGGUUGUACUAUGAAGAUAAUAAAUAAAGGAGAAAAAAAUGAUAUACAUAUAUGUGGAGAGAAAUAUAUAUAUAAUAACAUAAAACAAAAAAAAGAUACGUUAGAAAAUUGUCUUCAUGAUGAGCAUGUGGUUACAUAUGAUAACUGUAAACAUGUCUUAAGUAAUAUAUAUCAUGAAAAUAAUGUUGUUCAUUUUAAUAAAGGAAAUGAGAGUAUAGAAAUGUUGGAAGAACUAAAUAAUAACAACAAUAAUAACAACAACUACAAUAAUAACAACAACUACAAUAAUAACAACAACUACAAUAAUAAUAACAAUUACAAUAAUAACAAUUACAAUAAUAACAACUACAAUAAUAAUAAUAUUAUACAUUAUUCAUACAAUAAUCAUAAUGAUUUUAGUGAUAAUAACAGACAAGAUAAUAUUAAUGAUGAUAAUAAAGAUAUUAAUAAAAAUAUAGACAUGAGUAAUAACUGUUUUUAUUAUCAUCAUUGUUAUAACAAUAUAUCUAAUGAAAAAAACAUUUACAAUAUUGACAAGAAAAAUAUAGAAAAAAAAAAUAAUACAAAUGAAAAUAUACAAAUGAAUAACUUAAUAUAUAAUAUGAGUAAACUCUCCCUUAAUAAUAUAAAUAAUCAUGUGAACAACAAGAAUAGAAGAUUAACUACAUGCUUGCCUAUAGUUCAAAAAACAAUGAAUACUUCUUACAAUAUUAAUAAUAAGAAUAGUGCAAACCAUAUACAUAACAUGUUAAAUGUAAACAUACAAGAAGAUGAACAGUGUGAAAUAAAUAUGGCUACAAAUAUAGAGCAUUAUAAAGAAAAUAUACCUAAUAAUAAUCAAUAUAAUAAUAAUCAUAAUUAUUAUUAUUAUAAUAAUUAUCAAUAUAAUACCUCAGAGGGUGAUUUAAAAAAAUAUUUUAUUUUAAAUAAUAAAUAUUUAAUAGAAAAUGCAAAUAAAUAUAACAAUCAAUAUAUUAUAUCAAGAAAUUGUAGUGCAACUAUAAAUGAUAAUUUUAUGAAACAACAUGAGAUGAAGAAUGAUUAUGUGGAUAACUAUGAAAUGAAUAAUAAUUACAUAAAUAAUUAUCAUAUGGGUGUUCAUUCUAAUAAUUCGCUUAACGCAUUCAACAACUUGAAUGACGUUGAAAGGAAUGACAACAUGGAGGUAUCAAAAUCGGUUGCAGAAAAUAUCCAAAGGAGACAAAUGAAUGAUAUUAAUGAUAUUAAUGAUAUUAAUGAUAUUAAUAAUAUGAAUGAUAUGAAUGAUAUAAAUAAUAUUAAUAGUAUUAAUAAUAUAAAUAAUAUUAAUAGUAUUAAUAAUAUUAAUAAUAAUAAUUUACUAUUACAAAAUAUAAAAGGAACUGAACAUGUUCAUAAUGUUGAUAAUAUGUAUAAUAAUAUAUCUAAUCAUAACAAUAAUUACAUGUGUGAUUGUGCUGAUGUUUCUAAUAUGAAAGAGACAGAAAUUAUGAACACACAAGAGAACAUAAUAAUUAAAUAUAAGAAAAUUCAUGCAAAUAAUUUGUUGCAUGACAAUAAAAUGAUAAAUGGAAAGGAGGCUACAAGAAAAAAUAUGAGUAACAUAAUAAAUAAUAAUGUUAUAUUAAAUAACUGUUCGAAGAAGGUGUGUAAUAAUGAUUUCGAUGAUGAGAAGGACAAACAUUUACAACAUGAGUGGAAUAAUGAAGAGACAAUAUUAAAUAAUUAUAAUGAUACUAUGGAUAUUAGUAGAUGUAAAAAUAAACCUAAUGAGCAUUAUGCAGAUAAAUGUUGUGAUAACGAUGAUGUAAUUUAUUCUGACUUUUCACAUAAAAAAAAUAUGUAUACUAUAAAGGAUAAUCAUAUAAAUUAUAUGAACAGAAAAAAUGAGAGCCUACAUGACAAUAUGAGAAUAAAAAAUAUGAAGAAAAAUAUGGAUGAAGACUUUAUUUGUCCUAACGGUUAUAGUAGUAGUAGUAAUAAUAAUAAUAAUAAUAAUAAUAAUGAUGAUAAUUAUAAUAAUAAUAAUGAUGAUGAUUAUAAUAAUGAUGAUUAUAAUAAUGAUAGUUUUUUAAGUGAUGAUUUACAUUGUAAUAUAAAAAAAAAGCUAGAAAGAAACAAUAUCGAGAUUAAUAAAAACUAUGUUCACUUACACAACAUGAAAUAUGGAAAUAGAGAAAAUCAAAUAGACAAUAUUGAUAAUUAUAAUGAUAAGGAUAAUAUAUUAGAAAUAUAUAAUAUAAAUAAUAAAAUGACUGAAGGUAAUAAAUAUAUGAAUAAUAAUGAGAGUAUAGGAUAUAAGAGUACAAAAAAUUCUCAUGAGAGUUAUUCAUAUAAUAUAUCUGUUAAUAAAGUGGAUAAUAAGAAUAUGGAUACACAAGAGGGUAAAUGUAAUAUAAACAAACCAGAUGUAUAUAGGAAUGAAGAAAAUAUAUAUUUAUGUGUAGAUAAUAAAGUAAAUGAAGAAAGGGUUGAUAAAAAUUGUAGUGACCAAAUAAGUGAUACGAUAAAUAACAAGAUGAAGAACAAAAUAAAGAAUAGAUUAUUAUAUGAUGAGAAGUUUGAAAAUAAUAGUGAUCCUACAUAUUUUUUUGACGAUUAUAAUAAAUCUGUUGCUUCUUCUUUAGAUAAAUAUAAUUAUUUGAAUUAUAUAGAAAAUACAAAAAAUAAUUGUAUGACAAAUAAUAAUUUGGAUAUAUAUGAAUUUUCUUAUAAAAGUGAAGGCAGUUUAUCAAAUGAUAUAUAUGACAAUGAAGAGCAUAUAAUUCAUACAAGAAGAAAGGAUUCUUUUAAUAGUAAUAGGGAAGGUGAGAAAAUGAACUGUCAAUAUGAUGACAAUAAUGAUUAUGAUAAUAAUGAUUAUGACAAUAAUGAUGAUGACAAUAAUGAUUAUGACAAUAAUGAUGAUGACAAUAAUGAUGAUGACAAUAAUGAUGAUGACAAUAAUGAUUAUGACAAUAAUGAUUAUGACAAUAAUGAUGAUGACAAUAAUGAUGAUGAUAAUAAUGAUGAUAAUAAUGAUGAUGACAAUAAUGAUGAUGACAAUAAUGAUGAUGACAAUAAUGAUGAUGACAAUAAUGAUGAUGACAAUAAUGAUGAUGAUAAUAAUGAUGACAAUAAUGAUGAUGAUGAUAAUAAUAGCAAACAUAGUGUUAAGAGUUAUAAUCCUUUAACUUAUAGUUUUAGUGGUUUAUGUGAAUGCUUGAGUAAACAAGAUAAUAUUUAA